AUGUCGUCCACCGGCGUUGAACAUACCACUCAGUACCCCACGAGUUACCAACCUCAUCAACAACUUGGAUCUCACAACCCAUACAAUCCCCAGAGCGGCUACGUCGGGCAGUCACAACAGUACAACGAUCACUAUGGGCAACACUCCACGGAGCCUUUCAACCGGCAAACGAAUUCUUCGCCCUACCAACAGCAACAAUACGGCGCCAAUGCCUAUUACUACAACCCAGAGAGUCAACCUGCUGACUUUCAACCGUCUGAGGAUGAACGGGGUCUCGGGUCUACCGUGACAGGCGGCGCAGCUGGGGGAUAUGCCGCUCACCAGAUGGGAGGUGGAAAAUUGGCGACUGCUGGAGGUGCGCUUCUUGGAGCUGUUGGCAUGAACAUGGCGACCCACAAGUAG
This is a messenger RNA of Penicillium brevicompactum, 402 nucleotides long. RefSeq lists its product as uncharacterized. Bases 1 to 402 code for a protein of 133 amino acids. The transcript has 2 exons. The record is from RefSeq and is a predicted model, not a curated record. Lineage: Eukaryota; Fungi; Ascomycota; Eurotiomycetes; Eurotiales; Aspergillaceae.